Molecule: messenger RNA, 399 nt
Organism: Penicillium taxi
Lineage: Eukaryota; Fungi; Ascomycota; Eurotiomycetes; Eurotiales; Aspergillaceae
Product: cytochrome b5-like heme/steroid binding domain-containing protein
Exons: 3
Coding region: 1-399 (132 amino acids)
Biological process (GO): sterol biosynthetic process
Cellular component (GO): endoplasmic reticulum membrane; intracellular membrane-bounded organelle
Molecular function (GO): heme binding
Source: RefSeq, a predicted model, not a curated record
AUGUCUGACAAGCAACUCACUUUCGAGGAGGUCUCCGCCCACGCCUCCAAGAAGGACCUGUACAUGGUCAUUCACGACAAGGUCUAUGAUGUGACCAGCUUCGUCGAUGAGCACCCUGGUGGUGAGGAAGUCCUCAUGGACGUUGCCGGUGUCGAUGGCACCGAGGCUUUCGAGGACGUCGGCCACUCCGACGAGGCGCGCGAGAUCUUGGACGGCCUUUUCGUCGCCUCAUUGAAGCGCCAGCCCGGUGACCCUGCUCCCAAGACUCACGCUCCCUCCUCAUCCAGCGGUCCCUCCCCUGCCGGUCUCGGUGUCGGUCUCUACGCUAUUUUCCUCAUCGGAGGUGCUAUUGCCUACGGAGCUUACAACUACCUCCAGGCUCAGCAGAAGCAGCAGUAG